Molecule: messenger RNA, 2392 nt
Organism: Lepisosteus oculatus (spotted gar)
Lineage: Eukaryota; Metazoa; Chordata; Actinopteri; Semionotiformes; Lepisosteidae
Product: extracellular calcium-sensing receptor-like
Biological process (GO): G protein-coupled receptor signaling pathway
Cellular component (GO): plasma membrane
Molecular function (GO): G protein-coupled receptor activity
Source: RefSeq, a predicted model, not a curated record
AUGGUAGUACGUAAAACUUAUACUACCAGCUUUGAUUUCAGAACAUUCCGCUGGGUGCAGGCAAUGAGGUUUGCGAUGGAGGAAAUUAACAACAACACCGAGCUUCUCCCGAACGUGACGCUGGGUUACGCCAUCGCUGACACCUGCCUGACACAGCGGACUGCUCUCAGGGAGGCCCUGGCUCUGGUGACAGGAGAGAGGGAGACGGUGUCUGGCUCCAGCUGUGGACGAGCUCCAGAUGUGCCCGUCAUUAUUGGGGAUGCCAGCUCCUCUGGAUCCGUGGUUAUUGCCAGAACCCUGGGAGUCUUCAGAAUUCCUAUGGUCAGCUACUUUGCUUCGUGCGCAUGCCUCAGUGACAAAAACAAAUUCCCAUCUUUUUUCCGAACAGUUCCAAGUGAUUAUUUCCAGGCCAGGGCGAUGGCCAAAUUACUGAAACGUUUUGGCUGGACCUGGGUGGGAGUCAUAGCUGGAGACGAUGAUUAUGGGAAAUUUGGAAUACAGAUAUUCCGAGAAGAAAUUAAGAAUUUUGAUGUCUAUUCAGAGGAAAAGAUUUUCGAAAUUAUCAAAGCAGUAAAGCUCUCCACAGCGAAAGUUAUUGUCACUUUUGCUAUUCAGUCAGAUAUUAUUUUUGUUCUAGAGCAAAUUGUGAAUCAAAAUAUCACUGAUAAGCAGUGGAUAGCCACAGAAGCUUGGAUUACAUCUUCACUGGUUUCAACCCCAAGGAAUUUACACUCCUUGGAAGGGACUCUAGGUUUUGCACUGCGCAGGGCAGAGAUUAAAGGACUCAAGUCUUUCCUGGAAAGAAUUCACCCUGCUUCAGAUCCUACUGAUCCAUUCAUUGCCGAAUUCUGGGAAACAAUGUUCAAAUGUUCUUUGGGUCUCCUGACCUCACCCACUCUUAAACCCAAUUGCUCAGGCUUAGAAAAAUUAGAAAGUGUCAAAAGUAUUUAUAAUGAUGUCUCACAAUUAAGAGCAACAUACAAUGUGUACAAAGCUGUGUACUCAAUAGCUCUGGCUCUUCAAGACAUGCUGCUCUGUGGCCCUGGAAAAGGUCCUUUUGAGAACGGAACAUGCCCAGACAUCACUGACCUCCAGCCAUGGCAGCUUGUACACUAUCUCAAAGAAGUACAUGGUAGCACACCUGUAGGAGAGAAGAUAUAUUUUGAUGAAAAUGGGGAUCCAGCAGCAUCGUAUGAUAUCAUCAACUGGCAGAAGGAGGCAGACGGGUCGGUAAAGUUUGUGAAAGUUGGUCAGUUUGACGCAUCGGAGGGAUCUGAGAAUGAGUUUAACAUUGAGGAAGACAGCGUGGUUUGGACUGGAGGCCAGCGUGAGGUUCCUCAGUCAGUGUGCUCUGAAACCUGCCUCCCAGGAACGUGGAAAGCUGCUCAGAAAGGAAGGCCAGCCUGCUGUUUCGACUGCCGGCCUUGUGCUGAUGGAGAGAUCAGCAAUAUUACAGGUUCUGUAGAAUGCAAAAAGUGUCCACCCACAUAUUGGUCUAAUGCCCAGAAAACAGCUUGUGUGCCAAAAGAGACUGAAUACCUGUCUUACCAAGAGACCAUGGGGAUUAUCUUGGCAGCUAUUUCAAUCGGCGGAGCCGCCAUCACUGCCUGUGUGAUUUGCACCUUCUUUCACUUCAGGGAAACUCCGAUCGUCAAAGCCAAUAACUCUGAGUUAAGCUUCCUGCUCCUGGUGUCCCUGGUGCUUUGCUUCCUGUGCUCCCUGGCUUUCAUUGGCCAGCCUCUGCCAUGGUCCUGCAAGCUGCGCCACACAGCGUUCGGGGUGAGUUUUGUCCUCUGCAUCUCCUGCGUCUUGAGCAAGACGGUUGUUGUGCUGGUGGCUUUUCGCUCCACGCUUCCUGGCAGCAACAUCAUGAGACACUUUGGUCCUGUGCAGCAAAGAGCCGGCAUUCUGUUCUGCACCCUGGUGCAGGUUUUAAUCUGUGUGCUCUGGCUGACACUGUCGCCACCCUAUCCAUCAAGGCUCUUGGAGCAGAGCGCAAAAAUUAUUCUGGAGUGCAACGUGGGCUCUGUGCUGGGAUUUGCCUGUGUUCUGGGCUAAAUCGGCUGCCUGGCCUGCGUCUGCUUUGUCCUCGCAUUUUUAGCCAGGAAACUCCCAGACAACUUCAAUGAAGCCAAGCUCAUCACGUUCAGCAUGCUCAUCUUCUGUGCGGUUUGGGUCACUUUUGUACCAGCUUACAUCAGUUCUCCAGGAAAGUACACAGUCGCUGUUGAGAUUUUCGCUAUUCUGUCAUCCAGCUAUGGUCUUCUAGUGUGCAUUUUUGUCCCUAAGUGCUACAUCCUCCUGCUGAAGCCUGAGAGGAACACUAAAAAGCAGCUGAUGGGCAAGGUGCCAGCAAUACACUAAAGAAAAUAGUAAUAAAUAAUAAGAAGAC